AUGUCCGCGAAGGAGUUUCUGUAUUGUGCAAACAUUCCAAUUCUUCGAUUCCCCAAGGUGACUUCUCCGAUGAAGGCAAGCACAUCGAAAAGCAAAGAGCAGACAGACAUUGGCAAUGAGGAGACAAUGCGGACAGUCUCUCAUCAUCUUGACAAUCUCCUGUUUCCUGUGCUGGCCGGAGAGGACAUGGUAGUUUGUGGCUCUGAGCAGAGGAAGAAUACUGUCAUCGAUUUCGUCGACAAAAUCAACUUUCUGAAGCCGAAAGCUCAUCCGAAUCAUAAAGUAGUACUAUGGACGAAAGAUCAGGAAGUGUAA
Messenger RNA from Cooperia oncophora, 315 nucleotides. NCBI's taxonomy places the organism in Eukaryota, Metazoa, Nematoda, Chromadorea, Rhabditida, Trichostrongylidae. The record is from the annotation of a GenBank genome assembly.